AUAUAAAACUCAUAGAACGUAUUACGAUAUUCAUUUCUUAUUCACUAAAAUAUUUAUAAUGACAAAAUACAUUCUUAUGAUGGACUUUUUUUUAAUUGACAUCAUUUAAAAUUUGUAUGGUAAUUCAAAAGUUUUGGAAGUACUACGUCGAUCAAGAAGUUCUCUCGCUUAUCGUAAAUAUUAAUUGUUAAUAGUACGUAUAUUUUAUUUGAAAAAUUAUUCGAUAUAACUUUAAAAAUAAGACGUUAUUGAUGAUAAAAAAUUCUCGCUCUACCCUAUAUACAUACAUUGACACGAAUACACUCUUUGUCUUUGUCUCUUACGAUCUACUCGAAGAGACGGAUUAAUAGGGCUUGCCUCGGAAAUUUAUCGUGGGCGUUGUCAUCUAUUGUUAUUACUAUGUGCAUAUUCGAUUGACAGUGUGUAAAUCAUUAUAGAAUGUAUAUGUGUAUACACAUACUACAUUAUUACAACGUAAUUGCUUAUUAUCUGUUAAACAAACUUCCGUUCUCUCUCUCUCGGGUUUGAAAGAGAUCACGUGAUAAACUAAAGUUACUUCUAUAUUUCAAAAGAAUCAUACUCGUAAUGAUUUGAUUAUAAUUUUCAAAAAUACAUAAUAACUUUGUAUUAUUUAUUAUCAAAUUUACGUAAAACAUACCAAAAGAUUUAUUAUUGAUUUUAUAUCAACGUGAGAUUUAUCAUUCGGAUUUUAACUUUUUUUUUCUUUGUGUAUUUCUUUUGACUCUGUUAUUCGCGGGUUUUUUCUUUAAGUCAUAACUCGUAUGUGUUCCGUACUCUUCAUUUCGUAAUUUUACACAUUAAUUUUUACAGUGCUUUAUCGUUAUUUUAUUAUAGAAAAAAGAAAGUGUUCUAAACGUGUCAUUACAGUGCUAUGUAAGUAGUGUAAAAGUGUAGAUAAAAAUGUCAAAUAAAGAUAUUAUGUUUGCGACAAAACAAAAUCUCAAAACAACGCUAUUACAUGGACCAGCAGAAUUAAGCAAGACAUUCUUGUACGAGGCAGCCAUUUAUUGGGCAGAAGAAGGUCGUCGUGUUUUUUAUAUCACACCAAUACCUUUACAACAAAUUCCUUCCUCUUGUCACGAAAGUAACCCUUCGACAUACUUCACUUAUAAACUGAUUACGUUUGUGUAUCUAUCGGAUUAUAAAUCUUUGGUAACACAGCUAGCAGAAUUACACACGUUCGUUUCAUUACCUACUAUAGUUUUGUUAGACGACAUAGAUCAUUACAUUGAAGAUGACGCAAUAAAAAAACCAGACUAUUGUGAAGAAAAAACAAAGAUGCGUAUAGCCAGAGCAUGUAGCGUGAUCUUCGAUGCGAUAAAUUCGUGCUCACGAAUUUCUAAUACUAUUGUACACGCGUGCAUAUGGUCUUCGUCGAUUUUAAGAAAAACCGAUAUGGAUACUACUAUAUAUUUUCGUAACAUCUGGAACGUAUCGGAAGACGAAGAGAAUAAAAUAAUUUCCUUAAAAAAGAUUGACCGUGAAACGCAUCUGCCCGAAGGUUAUCCAUGCUUCGAAUAUUAUAAAUUUCAAGAUGGAUCGCGAAUUUUAAAAAAUGUUUACCGAGAAUUCCUUGCUUAAUCUAUCAAUUGGCAGCUGGUAAAAGAGAGGUAAUUGGAUCGGUGUGUCGAACGGUACGAAGAACGAGCUUAGAGGCAGGCAGGCAUGCAGGCAGGCAUGCAGGCAAGCAGACUGGCGGGCAGACAAGACAGGACAGGCCAGGGUAGGCCGGGCCAAGCAGGCAGGCAAGCAAGCAAGCAAGCAAGCAAGCAAGCAGGCAGGCAGGCAAGCAAGCAAGCAAGCAGGCAAGCAACUAACCAACCAAGCAAGCAAGCAAGCAAGCAAGUUAAGCAGGCAGGCAGGCAAGCACAGGAAAAUAGCCGUCGCUGUUGAAAGCCGGGACAGGUUACUCCGGCAGUAAGCAAGUGGCAAGUGUUAGUCGCCCGACAGCACUUGCCACGAAUAGGCAUGCGAUGGUCCCGUUAAGUACCGAUCUUACGCUUACUUGUCGUCACAUCGACUCAAAUCUCGAGCAGUGAAUCAUUUUCGAAUUUAAAAAGUGACAAAGUUUAUAUAUAGAUAAUAUAAAUAGAAAUAUUUCUUGAUGAAAAAUCGUUAAAUUUUAUUUUUCAUAUAACAUAGGAAAAAAAGAACGAGAGAAAGAGAGAGAGUGAGAGAGAGAGAGAGA
Molecule: messenger RNA, 2209 nt
Organism: Vespula vulgaris
Lineage: Eukaryota; Metazoa; Arthropoda; Insecta; Hymenoptera; Vespidae
Exons: 6
Coding region: 922-1602 (226 amino acids)
Biological process (GO): double-strand break repair via homologous recombination
Cellular component (GO): Shu complex
Molecular function (GO): single-stranded DNA binding
Source: RefSeq, a predicted model, not a curated record